CGCGCCCCUACAUAGGAAUGCCGUCCCCUCUCCCACAACCGGUAGGUUAUUAGCUUGACCAGCUGAAGCGAUUGCCUGUGACGAUAUCUUUCCUCUUGCUCUAGACGAGCCACGUUCCUUUUUAUCCUAAUCGUUCCAUUCUUUGUCGCAUACCAGCCCAGCUGCCUUUUCGCCGCGAUAUCCCAUACGGUACCACUUCAUCACACUCAAUAAUGAUUUCAGACUUGUUCUUGAGUCGGUCGCGGACUCAACUCUAUGGCUAUGACAAAGUUCGCGUGCCUUUUCAUGCGAUUCGUGCGGCUCAGUUGGUAUCCAGCAUCAUUGUAGGCUCGAUCAUGACAUUCUUCAUUUAUCAUCUACAACACGACCACUGGCCAACACCAUGGACUUUUAAAGUGCUCAUGAGUGUAUCCUGGAUCACGAUAGCUAUCCUUGCUGCUACCAUCGCUCUACACUUGCUCAGCGGUCUCAAUCCUCGUCUUAACCUUAUCCUCAAUUCUACGAUAUUCAUCAUUUGGACUACUGGCUUCGGCAUGCUUUCUUGGUGGAUGUGGGGAACUUUGACGCAUUACUGCGAUGUUGGUCACUGGAACGACGGCACUGGCAUCAUGGUGUGCAAGAUCUACAAAGCUCUGUUCACCUUUGCGUUACUAGGACUGAUCUCGACUCUCCUGGCAGUCGCACUGGAUAUCCACAUCAGCCGUAUGAACACCCUGCGCGGUCAGCACUUCCGCUUGAACCUUCGUGGCGACAGAAAGGCCAGCGGCAUUCCCAUGAACGGUCCUUACACCGAUGUCAACUCCCAAUCGAAUUCGCAAGAUAACCUCCACAACUCCCACGAGAGCCUGCCGCACGUUGCAACUGGCGAUGCCUUCGAGAUCCCUACCAUUGGAUCGCAGAAAACAAGGGCUGGCUACACGAUCCCAGAAUCGCAAUUCGAUUAUGAGACUGGUUACCACGGAGCCCAUGCUGAGAGAGUAUUUGGCGCAAAGUAA
Molecule: messenger RNA, 995 nt
Organism: Aureobasidium subglaciale EXF-2481
Lineage: Eukaryota; Fungi; Ascomycota; Dothideomycetes; Dothideales; Saccotheciaceae
Exons: 3
Coding region: 213-995 (260 amino acids)
Source: RefSeq, a predicted model, not a curated record